Molecule: messenger RNA, 1260 nt
Organism: Panicum hallii
Lineage: Eukaryota; Viridiplantae; Streptophyta; Magnoliopsida; Poales; Poaceae
Product: plant cysteine oxidase 3
Exons: 6
Coding region: 169-966 (265 amino acids)
Molecular function (GO): oxidoreductase activity, acting on single donors with incorporation of molecular oxygen, incorporation of two atoms of oxygen
Source: RefSeq, a predicted model, not a curated record
GCCUUGUGAACACGGCUGCUGAAUAUACCCCAACCCAAUAUCGCUUCCCCUGACAUCACCCCUUCUCUACCCUCGCCGGCUCGCCGGGCUCGCCGCGCCGCUACCCGUACAUCCAGACGCUAUCCGCGCAGAAGGAAGAGGACUGAGGCCUCCCCUGAAACUGUCCCGAUGGCGUGGGGCGUGCCCCCGCGGCCGCCGUCGUCUAAGGUGCAGGCCCUCUACGAGCUCUGCAAGCGCACCUUCCCCUCCCCUUCCGCCGCCGCCGGAGCCUCGUCCUCUCCCCCGCCCGCCGACGCCGUCCGCAGCAUCUCCUCGCUCAUGGACACAAUCACUCCUGCGGAUGUUGGGCUCAGAGAUGAUAAUGUUGAGGACGACAGGGGGCAUGGAUUUUUUGAGUCCAACUUCCUCAAGAGUUCAGCAAGGGUGACCCGGUGGGCGCAGCCUAUCACCUACCUUCAUAUCUACGAAUGUGACGCUUUCUCUAUUGGGAUAUUCUGCUUACCAACUUCAUCUGUCAUUCCUCUUCAUGAUCAUCCAGGAAUGACUGUAUUGAGCAAAAUCCUUUAUGGUUCCAUGCAUGUGAAAUCAUAUGAUUGGAUAGAGCCUACUGUCCUAGCAAGUAGCCAGCCAGCAAAACUAGCCAAGUUACAUACGGAUGAUGUUCGGACUGCCCCAUGUCCAACCUCCGUUUUGUAUGCCCAAAGUGGUGGGAACCUGCACUGCUUUACUUCAGUAUCUUCUUGUGCUGUUCUUGAUGUCCUCGCCCCACCAUAUUGCGAAGAUGUUGGUCGGAUCUGCACAUAUUUUCAUGAUUAUCCAUUUUCUAGCCUCUCUGCAGCUGGACUCGCAAAGGUAGCUGGAAACCCAGAUACUUACGCAUGGCUGGAGGCCAUAAACACUCCAGUGAAUAUUUACAUGCGCUCUGGCAUGUAUACCGGUCCACCUGUACAGGAACUUCAGACAUAAGAAAUCCAAGAUGAACCAGAGCAUCAAGCGGUGCUGCCCAGAUAGUACAGUUCAAAUGUAACGCUUUGAGUCUUCUAUUUUUCAUGUUUAGCUUUCCCUCCUUUGUUCUCCUGUGUCGGAGAAGCUGUUGUGCUUCAGUGAAGAGAUAAGUUUUCACAGUAGUUUCUCUCGGUCAGUUUAUUAGUGAGGGGUUCAGGUACAAAGCCAGAGCAGCUGAGCAGAGAUUGUAGCUUUACUUAUGUUGUGCAACGCUGGUAUGAUUUUGAAUGCAAAAUUUUGUUACUGGUGUUGCUA